Messenger RNA from Dendronephthya gigantea, 1297 nucleotides. Its product is annotated as 2,4-dienoyl-CoA reductase, mitochondrial-like. The transcript has 7 exons. The coding region runs from base 304 to 1278 and encodes 324 amino acids. Gene Ontology annotation, biological process: fatty acid beta-oxidation. Gene Ontology annotation, cellular component: mitochondrion. The record is from RefSeq and is a predicted model, not a curated record. Lineage: Eukaryota; Metazoa; Cnidaria; Anthozoa; Malacalcyonacea; Nephtheidae. Gene Ontology annotation, molecular function: 2,4-dienoyl-CoA reductase (NADPH) activity.
UCAUUGCGAAAAGAAGGCAAAUUUGAGAUUUUUGAGAGUAAUUUUUUACUGCAGGAAUUAGUAAUUACAAAUGUUUUUACUGUAUCAACUAUCAAGGAAUUAGAUAUUUUCAACUUUGACUGAUGGAAUUUAGUUAAGACUGAGAGUCAUGACAUAUCAUUGGUCCAUAUCUAUCCAUAUCUCGGUAAAUCGUGGACUUUCUACAAUUUCAAUACAUUGAGAGGAGAUACCAGUCAUUUUGAAGAUUAUGCAACAUAUUAUAGAUAUUUGAUCGAACCUUGAACCACGUCCAGAAAGGAUCAAAUGGCGUCGUCUCGUCUUGUACAGAGAAAAAUCAUUGACUUUGCUCGUAAACCUGCAAUAUCUCGCGCCAUGGCUAGUUCAAUGUUUCCAGCCAAGGUCAACCCAAUGUUGCCUAAGGAUUGCUUUGUGAACAAGACAGCGUUUAUAACUGGAGGAGGUACAGGUCUUGGUAGAGGAAUGGCUGAGAUGUUGUCCAGGUUGGGUGCUACUGUCGUCAUUGCCAGCAGAAAACUUGAUGUGCUACAAAAAACUGCUGAAGAGAUCAGUAAAGAUACUAAAAAUGAGGUCUACCCUGUACAGAUGGAUGUCCGGGAUCCCGAAGCUAUCAAAAACGCAGUGGACAUCUUUGUUGGAAAAUUCGGUCUGCCUGAUAUUGUGAUCAAUAAUGCAGCUGGAAAUUUCAUUUCGCCAACGGAGCGACUUUCGCCCAAUGCAUGGAAAACCAUAGUGGAUAUUGUGCUGAAUGGAACAGCUUAUGUAACAUUGGACAUUGGGAAACGUCUGAUAAAGGCGGGAAAAGGCUGCAAUUUUUUAGCAAUUACAACGGUCUAUGCGAAAACUGGUUCGGGAUUUGUAGUGCCUUCAGGAGCUGCGAAGGCAGGAGUUGAAACUUUGACAAGGUCGUUGGCAGCUGAAUGGGGAAGAUAUGGUAUGCGGUUUAACGCUAUAGCACCUGGUCCUAUUGAAACAGAGGGUGCAUUUUCAAGGCUGGACCCAACUGGCCAGUUUAAGGAGGAAUUAAUAAAGCAAUUGCCUGUCGGUCGUUUGGGAGAAAUCAAUGAGCUCGCUAAUCUAGCUUCAUACUUGGUUAGCGAUUACUCGUCUUGGUUAACUGGAGAGAUCAUCAACCUUGAUGGUGGUGAGACACCUGCGAAGGGUGAGUUUAAUGGACUAUCAAAGGUAACCAAUGAACAAUGGGACAUGUUGGAGGGAAUGAUCAGAAAAUCUUCAAAAUCUCAAAAAUCAAAGCUGUAAUAUAUUUAUACAUGGUACA